AUGUGGAGGCGUAACGCACGAACCGUCGUACCUCUGGCCAUCCUCGUAUACACACACAACGUGGCAGAGGUAGUGACAGACGUACCGACCUUUCGCAUCAUCGAGUAUGCCGUCUGCCAGCGCUUCUACCUCGGCGAAGGCCGAUCUGGCGAGAUCCCCGAGUUGGAGUGCAAGGCGGAGCCGAUUCAAAAGCAGGUUCUCUUCCUUCUUGGAUGGUUCUACGCCGUCGACUGCUUUCCCGGCAUCUUGACCGCGUUCAUCUGGGGCCAUGUGGCCGACAAGCUGGGACGGCGCUUCGUCAUGGCGCUCUCCUGUACUGGGCAGCUACUGUUCAUGGUGGUAUUGGUCUCUGUUGCGUACUGGAAUGACCGAAUUCCCACCGAAGCCAUCUUUCUGGCCCCGGUGAUGAAGGUGGUUGGCGGUGGCACGCGCAUCUUUGAUUCCAUGACCACCUCCGUGGCCGCCGAUAUCACGACCGUGUCCCAAAGGACCAACCUAUUUUACGCACUGGCAUUGCUCAUGUCCAUAGCCAACGUCACGGCACCACCGUUCGCAUCCUGGACGCUGUCUGUGAAUCUAUGGCUUCCCUUUUGGCUGUCUGGCGCUUGCUUUUGCGUCGUGUUUGCCAACAUCAUCGUGAUCCCGGAUACACGACGAGUUUUCAAGGCAGGGAACGGCCCUCCGGAGUCGCAGGCGUUGCUGAAUGAGGAGUCCUUGCGCCGUGAUGUGCUGGAUCCGCAGCCUGGCGUGUUGCUGGACGAGAAUGCGACGGAUCGCCCAGGGGCACAAUGGUACGACCGGUGGCGUGGUCCUGUGCACAAGAUCCUGCAACUGACAAAGUCACGAACCGUUGUGAUCUUUUUGUUGUGCUCUGUCUUGCGGAAAACCGCCAUCUUCAGCGAGAACUUUUUUGUGCAAUACACCUCGGAGCGAUUCAAGCUGCGCUACAGCCAGACUGCCUGGUUUGAGGGACUCCAAGCGGCCGGCGCCAUGCUGUCCCUCGGCGCCAUCUUGCCCGGCGCCGCACACCAUCUUCAACGCCGGCUCGGUUCGCCAUGGAAGGUCGACCUGACGAUCAUGCGCAUCAGCCUCGCUGUCAUGGCCUUGGCAUAUAUGUAUUUGUUGCCGGACGAAAUGGAAAAAAUCAACAGUGGGAGGUGGACGGCCAAGAUUGUCAAUCUGUGGCGACCUCUCGCCGUGGUGCGCAAUGCACCACUCGUCAUCACGGACAAACGCACGGUGCCGCAGGACGACCUCAUGGAGGUCGAGAAAGUCCUGCCGGACAAGGUCGAGCGCAGCAACUACGUCCAGUACAAGGCCUAUCACCAGUACUACUACAUGUCCAACCAAGGCCCCGAAGACGUGGCCGUGUUUACCACGUGGCAUCAGACCAAGGGCGACAAAACAGCGGAGAUCUCCCCGCAUAGGGCCGCCAGCCAAUUCACCGACGACUUUAUGAAGAGCCCGAGGGAGAGCAUUAAAGUGCGCCUGAUUGUCUUGACGGAUGCGCAAGAGACGAAAUAG
Molecule: messenger RNA, 1524 nt
Organism: Sporothrix schenckii 1099-18
Lineage: Eukaryota; Fungi; Ascomycota; Sordariomycetes; Ophiostomatales; Ophiostomataceae
Product: MFS transporter
Exons: 6
Coding region: 1-1524 (507 amino acids)
Biological process (GO): transmembrane transport
Cellular component (GO): membrane
Molecular function (GO): transmembrane transporter activity
Source: RefSeq, a predicted model, not a curated record